UUCGUGCGCGGUGCUCACUGAUAGAGUGAGGGAGCACGUCGAGUCCGACGAUAGCUCGCCGCAGUGAUAGGUUAUGUUCAGUACAGUAACGAUGUGAUACAGCAGAAAUGGCCAUAAUUAAAUCGAUAUUUAAUACUUUUAUAUUAUUACUAACAAUAGUGCAACUAUCGCAAUGCUUAUACGAAGACCAAAUCGGCUCGUUCGACUGGAAGAAGACGUUUAUUGGCCGGUUGCGGUUCGCAGGCUUUGAUUCUGUGAAGCGCGUUGUGAUUGCGACCGAGGAGAAUGCUCUAGCUUCGAUCAACCUCAAGAACGGUCAGAUUGUGUGGCGGCAGUUGCUGGAAUCACCCGAAACACAUCGCAUUGAAUUCCUGCAGGUCGACACCGAGGUGCUGACGGUGUCGGGCGGUAAUAAUACCUACUACAUUCGCACCUGGGACCUGAAUGCAGGCACACUUCUAUCAGAAUGGAGUUUAACCACCGAGCGCUCGAACAGCAGGUGGAUCGUAUCGAAAAAUCAGCUUAUUCAUUUAAUACCGGUGGUUAAUUCACAUCUCGAAGUCACGCUGUACGACUUGAAAACCGGACUGAACAAGGGAACAACAUCCAGGAUCUCAACACCAUGGGUAGUGGACUUGUCAAACUGUGCCAUUGCUAAUACAGUCUGGGCGUGCUUGUCGUCGACUUCCAGCAAUGCGAACUUGUAUUUUAUUGACUUGGCUGGUGACUUAUCUAAAGUAAGAAAUAAUUUAUUAAGUAACUUUAUCGGCGAUGUGAGCGGGACGGUGCAAAUCCACGAGAUCCAACAUUCCGAGCCGGCCGUGCUGAUCCGACGCAACGAUGUACACCGGCUGGUGGUGCUCGGCGCGGAACUGAAAACGUUGCCUUAUUCACUAGAAUCUAGCGUUAUUAGUGUCACCAACGGCGAUCAGAACCUGCUCAUGCAGUUUGAGUAUGAUGUUAAAACCCAGGCGAUGCAAUUGAAGGGCAUGGACAUAGACACCAACGAGAAUACCGUGACAGCAUUGGAACUAAAAAGCGAAGUUCAUCCGAAAAUGGUCACUGGGAUAUGUCGAGGAGCGAAUUGUAGAGUCCUCUUUACAACCAACGACGACACCAUUGGUCUCCUUCAGUUACCAUCGGGAAAAGUGCAAUGGCAGCGCGAGGAAGCUCUCAGCAAUGUUCUAGUCGCCGAGUUUGUUGAACUUCCCCUAUCAGAAUUGGAAGCGUCGAUUGAGCGUGAAUUCACCGAAGCUGCCAGCGAUAUCGUAAGCAUGUUUAUCAAGAGAAUCACAAGUCAAAUGCGUCAAGUAUCAACCUAUUUCGACGGCACACAAGCAAGCAGUAACAGUGGAUUGGUACGCGAUGUCUUCGGUCUGCACAAGUUGAUCAUCCUUGCAACAAGAGUCGGUAAACUCUACGCAAUCGACACGAUCACCGGUGAGAUUGUUUGGUCACAUCAUUUGGCCGGCAUCGAACCGUUCCACUCACUGGGGAGCGCCAGCGGUCUCAUGUACGUGUUGCAUCAGCAACGCACUGCGCGUUACGCACCGCACUCGGCGCAAAUGACGCUAAUUGGUAAGCUUCCGGGAAGCGACCGCGCAGUUCUAUAUUCAUUCGAUCCGAUCACUGGUAAAACUCUCCAGGAACAAACGCAAUUAAAAUAUAAACUUAAACAGGCCAUGCUGUUGCCCUACGAAGAUAAAACGCAUUUAAAAUCAAUCGUAUUACUAGCCGACAACGACGAAUUACACGUUUAUCCACCUAUUGGUAGGGAAAUGGUUGUGAAGCAUGCGGCGUCGACGUUCAUGUUUAAUGCAGACUUUGAUAAAUCGAUUCUACAAGGAUACGCCUUGCAUUAUUCCGAUGAGAAUACGUUGCGAGCGACGAGGACAUGGCAACUUAACUUAUCUGGUUCAACGCUGACGGCGAUUGCGGUGCGACCUGCGAACGAACGCGUGCAUUCACAAGGAAGGGUGCUAGCGGAUAGAUCAGUAUUCUACAAAUACGUAAAUCCGAAUUUGAUAGCUGUGGCAACUGUGGCCCCCGAUGUUAUGCAUCGACAUGUAUUGAGCGUGUAUCUUGUUGAUGGCGUUACAGGUUUGAUUACUUAUUCGGCGCAUCAUAAACGUGCCAAUGGUCCAGUGCAGAUGGUGCAUUCAGAAAACUGGCUGGUGUAUUCGUACUUCAGCGAACGUUACAGACGCUAUGAAGUCACAUCAGUGGAACUCUACGAAGGAGCACGUCAGAGCAAUAGCACUCAUUUCAGUUCGCACGCGUUGAGUCAACUUCCACAUCCAGAAACACUCUCGUACAUCUUACCUAUCAAUCCGGUGACAAUGCUAGCCACCCAAACCGAACGCGGCAUCACCAACAAACACAUUCUUAUCGGUAUGUCAUCUGGGGCUGUGUUAGAAAUGCCCUGGGCUUUCCUCGAACCGCGUGGACCACAUAUGCCCUCCAAUCCUGAGGAAGGUACCAUCCCCUACAUGCCAGAGUUGCCCGUGCAGACGGAAAACAUGAUAAACUAUAAUCAAACUUUAGGAAGGAUUACUGGUAUACAGGUGUCUCCUGCCAAGCUGGAGAGUACUAGUCUGGUGGUCGUCUGGGGAAUGGAUCUGUUCUAUACCAGGGUGACGCCGUCGAAGAGUUUCGAUGUUCUCAAGGAGGACUUUGAUCAUUGGUUGAUUGUGAUGGUCUUGGCUGCGUUGACUCUAGCAUCAUAUGUGAGCAAGAAACUGUCGAGACGCAAGGCGCUCAAGCAGAUGUGGAAGUGAGUUGCUGGAGCAGCGGCCGUCGAUACCAAAAUAAAUACAAUUAAGUCGGGAGUAUUAAUUAGUUCAAUUGUUUGUUAUUUGUUUUACGUACUUUUUUUUGUUUGAAUGUUUGUCGGGGUCUUUUGGACAUUCACACACGGUUCACUGAGAUUGAUUACAAUAAGUGCAAGAGACUAAAAAUAAUUAAGGCGCAUUUAAAUUUAAAUCAUGUACUGGUAGCGAUUGUACGUAAUUUUCGGUUUUAUUUGGAUUGUACAACAAUUGGAGUAUGUGUUUUUGUGGUGAUUUCGUACUGUUCAUAUGAAAUACACGUAAAUAAUGAUUAUAA
Messenger RNA from Dalotia coriaria, 3105 nucleotides. Its product is annotated as ER membrane protein complex subunit 1-like. Gene Ontology annotation, biological process: protein folding in endoplasmic reticulum. Gene Ontology annotation, molecular function: protein binding. Bases 108 to 2777 code for a protein of 889 amino acids. Gene Ontology annotation, cellular component: EMC complex. The record is from RefSeq and is a predicted model, not a curated record. The transcript has a single exon. NCBI's taxonomy places the organism in Eukaryota, Metazoa, Arthropoda, Insecta, Coleoptera, Staphylinidae.